Molecule: messenger RNA, 6352 nt
Organism: Apus apus (common swift)
Lineage: Eukaryota; Metazoa; Chordata; Aves; Apodiformes; Apodidae
Gene: TCEA3
Product: transcription elongation factor A3
Exons: 17
Coding region: 168-1472 (434 amino acids)
Biological process (GO): transcription elongation by RNA polymerase II; DNA-templated transcription
Cellular component (GO): nucleus
Molecular function (GO): nucleic acid binding; zinc ion binding
Source: RefSeq, a predicted model, not a curated record
UCCCCCCAUUUUUUAUUAGUAUUUUUUUUUUUCCUUUUCUCCCCCUUUUCCAGCCCAGCCACCACUUCCCACGCCCCCCCCCCCCCAACUUUUCCCGCCCCCCCGAUGCCAGCAGCCCCCCCCUUUGCCCCCCGCAGCCUCGGGUUUGCUCCGCCGGGCGCUGAGGAAUGGGGCCCGCCGAGGAACUGGUCCGGAUCGCCAAGAAACUGGAGAAGAUGGUGGCCAGGAAAAGCACGGAAGGGGCACUGGAUCUGCUCAAGUCCCUCACCGGCUACACCAUGACCAUCCAGCUGCUCCAGACCACCCGGAUCGGGGUGGCUGUCAACUCGGUGCGGAAACACUGCUCGGAUGAAGAGGUGGUGGCCUCGGCCAAAAUCCUCAUCAAGAACUGGAAGAGGCUGCUGGAGUCCUCCACAACCCCGAAGAAGGAGAAGGACGUGGAUGGGAAGAAGGAGAAGGACGUGGAUGGGGAGAAAGAAAAGAAGGAGAAGGGGAUGGAUUUUCCCAGCUGCCCCAAUGAAGGGGUGAAGCACCCCAAGAGCCCAGCUGAGAAGCCCAAGGAGAAGCACAAAGAGAGGAAGCCCAGCAAGUCCAGCUCUCAUGCCACCACCCCCCGAGGCCACCCUGCUGACUCCAUCCCCGAGAGAGAGUCCAGCGAUGGCCGGAGCCCCACCAUGUCCUCAAAGAAGUCACCUCUGGAUGGCAAGAAAGAGAGGAGAGACUCCACCGACUCAAGGUCCUCCAGCACCUCGGCCAUCUCCUCCUCUUCCUCCCCACAAAAGAAAGUGUCAGGGGAGAGGAGAUCCUCUGUGGGCACCAGCCCCUCACCAGCUCCUGCUGGAUCCCGGAGAAGCUCCAGCGACAGCAAGGAGGAAAGGGCCAACAGCAGCAAAGCCAAACCUGAGACUCCACGGACCCCCACCAGCCCCCCCUUCUCCCCCAGCCCCUGUCUCCUGGCCCCCUGCUACCUCACGGGGGACUCGGUGAGGGACAAGUGCAUCGAGAUGCUGACUGCUGCCCUCCGGAUGGGUGAUGACUACAAGGAGUUUGGUGUCAACUGCGAGAAGAUGGCAUCAGAGAUCGAAGACCAUAUCUUCCAGGAGCUGAAGAGCACGGACAUGAAGUAUCGCAACCGGGUGAGGAGCAGGAUCAGCAACCUGAAGGACCCCAAGAACCCCAGCCUGAGGAGGAACGUGCUGUGUGGGGCCAUCCCACCCAGCCUCAUUGCCCGCAUGACCGCCGAGGAGAUGGCCAGUGAUGAGCUGAAGGAGCUGAGGAAUGCCAUGACCCAGGAGGCCAUCCGGGAACACCAGAUGGCCAAGACGGGUGGCACCGUCACCGACCUCUUCCAGUGUGGCAAGUGCAAGAAGAAGAACUGCACCUACAACCAGGUGCAGACACGAAGUGCUGAUGAGCCCAUGACCACCUUUGUGUUGUGCAAUGAAUGUGGGAAUCGCUGGAAGUUCUGCUGACGGUGCCCAGUGCUGGGGCUGGAGGGGACACGGAGCAGGACAGGACACGGUGACAGCCACAUGGAGCAGCCAGGGUGGGGCAGGGGGGUGACAGGGCAGCACCAGUCCCCACAUCCCAGCUCCCUGUUUCCAUGCGCUGGGAUCCCUCAAACAUCCCAGGAAACUGGGCUCUGGCAACAGGUGGUUUUGCUUGGGAAGAGCCCAGUGAGCUCCAGUGGUUCCCCCUGUAAAUACCUGCCCUUUGCUUGGGGUGCACUGGGAAUCCACUGGGAACAGACACUGGGAACAGAAAGAGGGACUGGUCUGACCUGGGCAGUUUGCCCUUCCCUGGGGGCAACCUGGACCUGGAUUAUUUGGGAGUGGGAGGGAUGUCACCCCAUGGAUGUGGGGCUGGGGAAGAGGCAGGUUUUACCCCCAACCCCCUUCUUCUUCACCCACAUGGCCACAGUGGGAGGACAAGGCUGGAGGUGGGUCUGGAUACUGGAGGGGUGGCACCGUGUCCCUCUGCUCUGUGACACCUGGACCUGGCUUGAGGGCCCAGGAAGGAAGCAGGGAUGAGGGGGAGAGGGUGGGGUGAGACCCUCCAGCUCGAGCAAUAAAGGUGUGAGCUGCACUGUGCUCAGCCUGCUUCCUGAGGGGGGGGUGGUGGGACCUGUACCUCAGAUUGCACCCCCCAGCUUCAGCCUUGUGGGCCCCCAAGAGCCCCCACCCUGGGGCUCCAGGGUUUGGAUGCUCUGAAGCUUCACCCCAUGCUGGGUUUGUCCCCCCUGGGGCUCCAGGGUUUGGAUGCUCUGAAGCUUCAGCAGCCGCUGGUGCCUCUUCCAGCCUGUCUCUGCUUUGCCCCACACCAGACAUUAAAUCCUCCAUGUGAUGGGGGGUUAUUUCCAUCCUACAGCCCCACACUGUGCCCCUCCCCACUCCACUGUGGUGACAAGGACACUGGUGCCAUCAGACCCCCUCCCAUCCCUGUGACCCUCCCUGAGCCCCCCCCCCCCCCCAAGGGGGGACAACCCUGUCCCCAGGGUGCAGAAUCCAGCACACAGACACCUUUUACUUUACCAUCCUGGCUUGCUUGGGGUUCAGACUCCCCCCCCGCCCACACACACACCCCAGCUCCCCCCCCCCCCCAGUUCACCUCAUCAUGGACCUUCUCUGCUUCUCCCCAGCAGCUUUUUCCAGCCUUGACCAAAAAAAUAAUAAUAUAACAAAGCAAAUCAGCACUUUCCUCUUUAGCAGUUUCCGUGGCAACCCCAUUUCCCCAUCCCCCCACUCAAUAACCCCCCUCCCCAUCCCCCCCACUCAAUAACCCCCCUCCCCAUCCCCCCCAAACCCUGCUCACUGGUCCCCAAAGCCUAAUGGCAGGUCCUUGUCCACAGGGAUGGAGGAGGAGGUGGAAAAUAAGGGGGGGACACCCCCCACCCCCCCCCCCCCAGUUUAUCACCUGCAAGGUUUGCAAUCUGGGGGAGGGAAACAGUUCAUUGGGAUGAAGGGGUUCAACCCUGCACUGCCCUAAACAUCCUGAGCCCCCCCCUCCUCCUCUCCCCCCCAGCUUUUGGAUGAUUAAAUGCAUCAAAGGCACCCGAACUGAACCCAAACCUUUGCUUCUAAAACCAAAAGGGCUGCGUGGAAAAUUACAGAAGAGAUUUUUCCCUAAAGAAACUCUUCCCCCCCCCCCCCCUUUGCCCUUUUGUUUCCUCGCCAAAGAGAUUUGCUGAGUCUGCAAAGCACUUUGAUCUCAGCCUGCCCAAAAUCACAGCACUUGGCAGAGUGGGGGGGGGGGUUUCUCCCAACCCCCCCUGCCUUCACUGAACAGGCAGGGAAGGAACUGAGCAAAAAAAAAAACCCCUUUAAAAGCUUAAAAACCCCUCCCAAAAAUUCAGCCUUUCUUGACAUUUCACUGGAGCCUCCCCAGGCUCUUCCCUCCCAGGGCCAAGAAUGGAGGAGAUGGAGGGAAAACACCCCAAGAAUUGUUCUAAAACGCCUUCUCCCCCCCCGACCACAUGAAUUCCCACAUCAGGAAGUUGACCUAAAUAUUACAGGGGAAGGAAAAAAAAAAACCAACAACCAACAAACCAAACCACGCUGGGUUGUUUUUUUUUUUUGCCUGACACUUCUUUCUCUCCCUGCCAGGAGCUCUCAGGCACUGGGCAAUUAGGAGCAGGAGAUGAGUCUUCAGUGCUCUAAUGAAGUGUCACGCAGCUUGAGGAAAGGGCUGGGGAAGCAGGAGAGGUUUGGGCUCAGAAUGAUCCCACUUUGGAUCAGGUUUUGGGUGGCAGAGACAAAACAUCCAUCGGGUGGUCAAGAUUCACCCCCUGCCUCCCACCCCCUGAGCCUCCCGGAGCUGCAGAAGGGAAAUGAUCUUGGCACGUCAUUUUUUAACUCCUCUGCGUGUUUUUCUUGGGGUUUUUUUUUUAACUGAUUUGCUGGUCUGCAGCUACCCCAGAACCUCUUUCCCCUCGUUUUGCACCAUCCUGUUGUCUCCCUGCCCUGGGGGGAUGAUUUCCUUGAGCAAAACCUGCCCCAUCCUGGAAGGAUGGAGCCACAUCCCAACUCCGCUUCCUCCCCCCCCCCCCCUCUCAAGCCGUGUUUGUGCCUCCUUUUUUCCAAGGUCCCCACGAGCCUGGAAGCCAAGAGCAGCUGGCACCCAAGGCCACAUUCUUCCAACGAGCUGCCCUGUCUUUCAAAAGGGAAAUAUAUAAAUAGCUCGUCCUGUACCGAGGGGAUCCUGCUCUGGCAGGGGUUGGACUGGAUGAUCUCCAGAGGUCCCUUCCAACCCCCCACUCUGUGAUCAUCACUGAGGCCCUGACGCUUGCACGAUCCUCCGGUUGCUGAGUCACCCUGAUCCGGGAUCCAUCUCCAUCAUGAGGUGUCCCUUCCACCGAGGGGAUAAACGUGCUAGCUGCAGGUAAACAUGUUCUUUCCUUGGGGCAGGAAUGCUGCUCUCUGAAUAUAAAAACUCCUGGUGAUGAGGUCCGUGGAGCCCCCGGGAGGGACGUGUGCUCCUGCCCUCCCUGCUGCCUCUGUGAGUCAUCCCGGCUGCGCCUGGAGACAAGGGAGGUAGAAGCACAAGGAAAGAGGAAAAAAAUUGCUUUGCUCCUCAGGUACCUGGGCUACAGCAAAUUAAAAAUGGCCCCUUGGCAGCCACGGGUCCCAAGGUCACCCAAGGGCUGAGUGUUGGGUGAAGGAGGAGAGAGAGGCUCCUUUAGUGGGGAAAUGGGAGCGCUUAGCCCGGGAAGUCAUUUCAAGUCAUUAAUGGAGCACAGUUAUUAGUGGUGUUCUUCCUCUUGGUGGCUGGUAGCUUUUUGUGGGUGGGAGGAGGAUGGGUCUCUCCAUUAGGAAAAAGAAAAAGAAAAAUCCAUCCUGAGGUUGGGAAGCAGGUUGGAGCAAGACCUGGAAGUGUUGCCUCCCUCCAGCAGCAUCGCCGCAUCCCUACCUGGGUGCUGCUGCCUCGAUGGGGACAGGAGGGUCCCCAGCCCCCAGGGACUGUGGCCACCUUUCCACACCACGGGAGAUGCAUGGGAGGGGUGAGUUAAAACCCCAAACAACACCCCCCCAAAAAAAAAAAAUCCCUUCAAUCAGCAGCAUUUUAGCUAAGCCCACACUGGCUCCCCAUCCGUCGGGGGCAAGAAAGGAUUCACCCCCCAACCACACCCUCUCCCCCAAACUACUGCAGUCAAAGCUUUGGGGGAGGGAGGGGAAAAAAAAAUACAAGAGAGAAGGAUCUUUUUCCAGCCUUUUUUUUCCUCUCCAUCAAUAAACACUUCCUGUGGGCAGAGUGUUUCCUUCAGCCCGAGGGUUUCAUUAGGCCUCGCUCAUUUAAUAUUGCUUUUAAUUACUUGUGGUUGGCUCAGAGCUGCUUCACCCACCUUGGAGCAGGGGGGGCUGGCAUCUUGGGGUUAGAAAAUAUAAGUCUAUAUUUAGUUAGGCAGACAGAGAGAUGGGGAAAAGGAGCUGUUCCCAUCAUUAAACCCCCACUUUCCCAUUUUUCCUUAGCUUUCUUCUUUCUUGAACUGCAGGCUGGGCUGGCCAGUGGCUCCCCGGGAACAGAUCAGCUGAGACCUGGGGUUUUGCAGCCCUAAAAGGCUUCUCCAGUGAAAAAAAACCAACCCCCAGAUGAUCACCAGGGAGUAAAUUGUCCUGCAAGUGUCUUCCCGAGGCUGUGGCAUGUGGGAAAGGGACAGGGAUGUGGCUGGAGGGUGACAUGGAGCUGAGUCUGUCCCCAGCUUCAUGCUGGGCUGUGAUGGUUUUGGGGAGGAAGAGUGGGAGGAAGAUCCUGCUCAUCUGUGAGAUGCAGGAGGGGAUUUUAUGGGGUUUUUUUUGCCUUUCAGGAGAAGAAAGAAGAUGGAGAGAGGGGAGAGAGAGAAGAAAAAAAUCACCUGCACUUGGCUGUUGCUGCAGCUGCCCCAACAAGGUAUGAAAACACUCGGGUCUGUCGAGGCUGGCAAACCAACCACACGAAUUCAACCCAUUUUCCUCUUCAACGUUGAUUUACCUGGAGCUGUCAGAGGAGGGAGGGGAAGAGAUGAACCCCAGGGAGCCAGGAGGAGCAGCCUGGACCUGCAGCUCGACUUGACAGGGCUGCUCUGGGCUCUCCAGCUCCUGCCUUGGUCCCAUGGCCACGGGGACAAGAUGCAGCAGCACUGCUGGACCCCCAGCUCAAGGCUCCCUCCAAGAAGACCACAGCAUGUCUGGAUGCUCAGGGCCCUCCUGAAGUCCUGAAAAUCAUCUCCCCCCCCCAUUCACCUCCAGAGUUUCCCAUAGACUUGACCAGAGUCCUGCCAGGACAGAUUCACGGCUCCUGUCUUGUCUUUUUUUAUGGCCAUUUUAAUUCAAACCAAUAAAUUCCAGAGGGGAAGAGGGUCUUCCUCCAGGGAAAUACA